AUGGCGGCUUUCUCCGUGCUCACCGGCGAUUUGAGUCACCAUUUCCGCCUAGAGCACGACGGCAAGAAGACGGCUCCGCUUUUUAACGCGGGAGCACUGGCCUUUGACCAGCAAACAAACGUCUUUGCUAGCUGCAACAGCUGGGGCAUAACUCAAGGAAUUGGCGACGGCAUCGGUGUUUGGGACUGCAUCAACGGCGAACAGACAAGCUCUUUCUUUGACCGGAAGUACGUCGACGCUCUGACCGACGCCAGCAAGCUUCAGUGGCUGGCAAGCACCAACGCGCUCAUGGCAGUCAAGGCGUGCUCACCGAAAGAUGCUUGCUCGUCGUCUUCCAUCACUCUGGUAGAUUUCCGGAAUAUGAGUGUUGUGUGGUCAUGGUCCGGUGGCCCCCAGAGAAUUAACGAAAGGCGUGUUGCCGAUGCCGUCGUGAUGGAGGACGAGAGGUCGGUCGGCUUGAUCAGCCAGGACCAUGAUCUCGGGUUCCUCGACAUCCGUCGUCAGGGCUCUGUCCAGGAGCCGUGGACACAUCAGAGCAAGAUGACGACUCCGAUAUGCUAUCCGAAGCUUGCCGUGCGCGGCGGACUGCUCUUAGCGUCCAAAGAUGACACCAUCUCGGUGUAUGGCGGCCCAAAUCAUGACCACCUGAGGCUGGCGCUGCGUGGGAGCCAAGGCGGUGGCGCCAUUGCCGAUUUCUCGGUUGGGGGCGACCGUCUCUUCGCGGUGCAUCAUGAGGACAACGUGCUGGAUGUGUGGGAGACACUGCCACCUCCCAUCGCCUAA
Messenger RNA from Aegilops tauschii subsp. strangulata, 783 nucleotides. The record is from RefSeq and is a predicted model, not a curated record. Lineage: Eukaryota; Viridiplantae; Streptophyta; Magnoliopsida; Poales; Poaceae.